AUGUCAUCGAUAACAUUACCACGUGACAUUCAGAACAUAGAUUUAUUUGAUCAAAAUUCAAAUAAUAUUAAUGGUAAAGAAAUAAACAAUAAAACUGUUGGUAGUUAUCCAUCAGAUAAUUAUGGACGUUAUUUUCAACAAUCAACAACAAAUCAAUUAAUGAAAUCUACUCGAACUUUAUCAUAUAAUGAAGAAAAAAUUCAAUUACAAUCAAAUACCAAUACUAAUAAGAAUAAUAGUUCAUUAAAACAUUUAUGUACACGAUUUAUACGUCGUUUUAGUAUAAACAAAGAAUAUCGUACACGUAGUGAAGAUAUGAGUAGAGGUUCAUCAACACGUUUUAAUAAUUAUCAAUCAUUUUCAUCAUCAACUGAUGAUUCAUAUAAUGAUUUUGAAUGGCCAGAUUUUGAAAAACUCUAUGAUUCAAUUCCAUCUUGUCUUGUAAACACUUUAUCUGGUCUUGAUGAUAUUUCAAUUGAAGAAAAAGAUGAUAACAAUGAUUCAACACAUACAAUAAAUUCUAUUAUUAAUGAAACAAAUGAACAAUCAAAUUUAUUUGAAAAUUGUGAACGUGGAAAAUGUUUUCGACGUAAUGCUAUAUGUCAUAAACUUGAUAAAAGUCAAUAUCAUAGACAAUUGGAUACAUUUAUACAACAAUUAAUGAUUGAAAAAUUAAUGAGAACAUGGACUUAA
Rotaria sordida is the source of this 693-nucleotide messenger RNA. The record is from the annotation of a GenBank genome assembly. Lineage: Eukaryota; Metazoa; Rotifera; Eurotatoria; Philodinida; Philodinidae.